AUGGAUCUGGUAAAGGAGCGCGAUCAAAAAGACGAGGGUACUGAUAAGCUAUCGAUCUAUCGCCAUCAAGCAUCAGCUGUUAGCAGGAAGAAGGCAACUUUAGUGGAAAAACUACAGGAAGCUCGCGCUGAACUGCAAAAUCUUGAAAGUGCGAUCGAGGCAAAGAAAAAUGAGUUUCAGGAAAAAGCUGGCACUGACUUUGUCAUCACAUCUGUACAGUUCAAAAAUUAUGUCAACAAGUUGCGCAACAAAACUUAUAGUUAUAAGCGUAAACGAGCGGAAAUUGAUGAUUUGAAAAGUGAAGAAUCGAUUUUGGCACGAACCGUUGAUAUUCUAUCCAAUCAGUGGAAAACAAUGAAACAAAAAAUCGAAGAAAGUGGUGGCAAAAUUAUUGAAACCACUGGAACAAGUGAUCGACCGGAAAGAGUCAAAACAGCAAAACCGAAGACAGACGAUGUGCGAGAAUUGCGUGACAUGAUCAACGAGUUGAAUCAAAAAUUGGACUCGAAAAGGACCACAAUCAAUGAGCUGAAUCAGACAAACAAUGAGCUAAACGAACAGCUUGCUGUA
Molecule: messenger RNA, 570 nt
Organism: Gongylonema pulchrum
Lineage: Eukaryota; Metazoa; Nematoda; Chromadorea; Rhabditida; Gongylonematidae
Source: the annotation of a GenBank genome assembly